AUAUAAGGCACCGGCUCCUGCACAACUUCACCACUCUCAGUCCAAACACCGAGAAGACACCACCAUGAACCGACUCUUCCUCUUCGCUUGCGUGGUGGCAGUCGUGGCUGCUGACAGCUACAAGACGCCCAUCCCCAUCCUGAAGGAUGACCGCACCCAGAACGCUUAUGGCGAGUACACCUUAGAGUACGAGACUGGCAACGGCAUCUCCAGGAACGAGGCCGGCAAGCAGGCUGACGGUCAGGAGUCAUCAGGUGGCUGGAGCUACACUGGUCCAGAGGGCGUGCCCAUCGUGCUCACCUUCACCGCUGGCGCAAACGGCUACGUUCCCGUGGGCGACCACCUGCCCGUACCACCCACACCUGUGGCUCUGCCCUACCAGAGAUCUGGAAACUAAACCUACAACCUGAUCCUCACUCUCAUAUGUUUCCAUUUUCACGGUCCUGAUUCUUCACUUAUCUCUGAGUGUUGGUGAGUCUCAACAAGAGUCUACCAGUCCAUGAUCUACCUGUCUGCCGCUCAUGUCUUGUGGACAUGUUUGGCCACAAUCACAACUUAUAUUUCAUUCUUAAAAAUUUAAACUGUUUUUAGCUAUUUAUUCUGCAAGAGUAUUUAUUUCUUGGACAGCAAUGUUUACAAUUGUAAAUAAAAAAUAAUUUUUAAAA
Homarus americanus (American lobster) is the source of this 665-nucleotide messenger RNA. RefSeq names its product endocuticle structural glycoprotein SgAbd-8-like. Lineage: Eukaryota; Metazoa; Arthropoda; Malacostraca; Decapoda; Nephropidae. Gene Ontology annotation, cellular component: chitin-based extracellular matrix. Bases 65 to 397 code for a protein of 110 amino acids. The record is from RefSeq and is a predicted model, not a curated record. The transcript has 3 exons. Gene Ontology annotation, molecular function: structural constituent of chitin-based larval cuticle.